This is a messenger RNA of Cherax quadricarinatus, 5944 nucleotides long. The record is from RefSeq and is a predicted model, not a curated record. NCBI's taxonomy places the organism in Eukaryota, Metazoa, Arthropoda, Malacostraca, Decapoda, Parastacidae.
GACACCAUGACACAAGAUCAUCUGUUUACAAGGGGCGAAGGCGGAGGGUGGACGAGAAGCUGUCAAUGAGAUGUUCUUGUAGAGGUGUCCUAGCAGCGCUACACGCGGCCUUAGUCUACACCUAAUGAUCACUGUAGCAAGCCCUGAAAAUGGCUCAGUGUAAACUAACCCCUCACGAGUAUAUUCAGAAUGCCUUCGCUCCUCAGGUGGCCAUCCUGUGCAGUGAGGAUGCAGAUAAUCUCUGCUUGAAGAAUAAUUUAAGAUUUGUAGAGUUAAUACAACCCUUCUGCAGGCUUAAUAAUGAGGUACGUAUUGCUGAUCCAUCUGGCAACACUGUGCCUGUUCGGUCUCUUCGUGUGGUUUUUGAAGAUAUGAACCGACGACCACCCCAGCCCACCCUAGGCAAGAAACUACUGAGUGAGGUAGUGAGCACAACACCCUGGGACAGACCAAUCACCAGGACUGUAGGGGCCUCUGGAACUCGUGAAGCUUUGGAUCUAGAAUUGCAACCAACAACUCCCUGGUUUGAAGCUUGGCGUGAUACAUUUCUUCAUGUUCAGUAUCCCUCAGACCAUGAAUUUACAAAGCAUUACAUCGCAUGCAUUGUGGUAGUAGCAUCAACAAGUGAAAAUCCGAUGGACCAACUUAACCGACUGUCUCAGUACCAACACCAGCAACUUCAUCAGACACCUGCACGUUUCCCCAAGUGGUUUUCUCCAAAUAUUCUCAAGUUUUAUCUUCUCAUACAUGAUGUGACAGCUGGAGACUUAACCAAAUCAGAACAAGUAUUUGAACAGAUGACUAGCAUGUAUGGAAGCAGCAAUUGUCACAUGUUACAAAUCAACUCUCGUCACAUUGGCCAAACUGAUGUUCACCUACCAGACCCCUGGAGUCAGUUCCUCAUUCAGAGAGCGUCCUGUGAUCCCAGUGGCGGUAGCAGUUCCGAGGCCAGCAGUGGAACAGGGACUCCUCGUGAGGAUGUGAGUGGUCUUCCAUCACGAGUUACUGAAGGUGAUACUACAGAUUGUUGUGAAUCAAUACAUCCUCUUUCUCCUACAGUACCUCCAGUGGAUGAAAAAAAUGGGACUUUUGACAUCAUGCCUGGAGUAGAAAUAUCAGCUGAUGUACCUGUGAUGGUGAAUAGACCUAGUUUACCUGCUGGUACAGUUCAACAUCAUGGUGGCUGUUUAACUUCUUCUGAUGUUGACCGUAUACGUAUUUUUGUUCAUGAAUUUUGUGUAAGAUCAUUAAUUCCUCACGUGGAGAGACAGAUAAGGUACUUGAAUGAGGUAGUGACAAAUAGAUCGCGAUCAAAAUCUCUGUUGAGUGCCACACGACGUUGGCUUGUUGGGAACAAGAGUCCUGGCAGUGCCACUAAUUCUGUCAUAUACAGUCCUGAAGCCACUGAACUUCAGACAAGAAGGCUUGCAGAUUUAUGUUUCAUGUUUGGACUUUAUGAACUAGCAUAUAGUUUCUAUCACACAGCAAAAAAUGACUUCAAGAGUGAUCAGGCUUGGCUAUAUUUUGCUGGUGCACAGGAAAUGGCUGCACUUGCUGCUUUUAUGCAGAACAGCUCAGAUUAUCCCAAGCGCUACUUGGAAAACAGUUUGCAGACCUACCUCAAUGUUUGUAAGGUGUAUAACUUUGCAAUACGAUCAACAUUACUCAGUUCUGAAGUCUUGAAGCAUUGUGGAGAAUAUGGAGAAGCUGCAAUGAUGUUUAUCAAGCUCACUUCAGAGGAGAGUGACCUGUUGUCUGCUCUUAUGUUAGAGCAAGCAGCUCACUGUUUCAUUAACUCCCAGAGACCACUGCCAAGAAAGUACGCUUUCCAUAUGACUCUUGCAGGACACAGAUUUAGCAAGGCUGGACAGCGAUCCCAUUCAUUAAGAGCAUAUAAACAAUCCUUCCAGGUUUAUGCAAGCCGAGGUUGGGUACUUGCAGAGGAUCACAUUCAUUUUACCUUGGGGAAGCAAGCUCACCAUUUGAAGCAGCUUACAGAGGGAUUGGAAGCUUACACUCAUCUUGUGGACCAAAGACUAAAGAAGAAUGCUUCAAGCCAACAGUCUUUGUCCCAACAGACGGCUUAUGUGAGGGAGUUCAUUAAUACCUUCCAUCAGUAUAUCCAGCAAGAAUGGGAUUCAUCAACUAGUCUCCCUUGUCUUCCACUUCCUUUAAUUGACUCUCAGUCUACUAGUGUCUUAUUGGGAGCUCCUCAGGAUCCCCCAACAAGUUCUGAAUGGACAUGUGCAUCUUAUGUAUCCUUGGACAGUGAUAUGACUAAUAAUGAACGGUGGUAUUCAUUAGAGCGAAACUUGGUUGAGACAAGUCAUGGUUCAUCUUUGGUAUUUCGGCCAAAUUUGCAGUUACUCAAUUGUGACACUCCAAAUACACAGAGUCCAAUUGUUCCAGUAAAUGAACCGGUGUUAGUCGAAAUUUUAAUGAAAAAUCCAUUAGCAGUAAGUUUAAUGAUAAGUGAUGUUCGUUUAGUUUUUUCAUUUGAGCCAGCCAAACAUGUAGAAGCUAAUGAUGCUCCUGUAAAAGAUUUUUUAUAUUCUGGGUUCAAUCUUCCAGCUGGUGCUGAGGAAAAAGUUAGACUAGAAUUACAUCCCCAGUGUACAGGAAAACUAUUAAUAAAAGGGGUUAUAUAUAAACUUUGCCUUACACCUGAUAUAACCUCAGGACACCCUCCUGGGUCUACAUCAUCUCCAGUAAUUAUUGAAGGUCAGCAGUUGAUUGAAGUCAAGGGACCAAGACUGAAUAACACUUCAGCGGAGAAGUGCAGUGUCAUCUAUGCAUGUGAUAAAAGAUUAGAAAUAACUGUUGUGCCACCAAUGUCAAGAAUAAAUGUGACAUUUCAUGAUAUACCUCAGAUUCUCAGUUGUGGUGAGCUCUGCAGCAUAGAUGUGUUGAUAACAAACAUAGGACCAGCCCCAGUAAGUAAGCUUCUACUAGCUGUGUCAGAUCCUAAUCAUGUGUACCUGGACAUAGAAGAAACACUGUUACCUGCUAAGCCCAUUUGCGUCCUCUCUGAUCUUGAGACUGCAGAUAGCAAAAUUGCCAAUUGGACUACGACAGUAGCACUACCUAAUGGUGUGUUAAAUUCUGGUGAUGUUAUACAACCCAAACUGUGGCUUCAUGCACCCAUGACACCAGGAGCAUUUGAUGUGGAACUGCUGUUCUACUAUGAAACUCUAAAUUCACCAGGGAGAAGCCAAUAUAGGUUGGUGCGGCACUACAGCAGUAUUUACGUAGAAAGAAGUUUAAGUUUUCAGGUAUCAUCCACAAUAAGUCAGAAUCUUCAAGAGUCACUAGGAGACCAACAGGAGAAUAAGAGAAUUUGCAGUUACACCUCUAAUCUCAUUGUAGAAGCUCAAAAUAACUCUGAGAUAGAUAGCACUUGCAGCACAUACACAGUCAUUGGCUUGAGUGGUAACAGUGAGAAAUGGGCAGUUGUACCUCAUUCACAUUUGCAAGGUCUACAGCUCAAAUCAGGAGAGUCUUGCCAUCUUUGUGUUAAAUGCAUUCAGCAUUUGAACACACAAAAACAUGGGCUGAUUCUUUCACAGCUUCACUUUGGAAGUUGCCAGGUACCUCUGAACUCUUGGUGGCGCUUUUCACUAAGAGAACGUAUAAAUCUUCAAGACCUUGUGGCUGAUCCUUCUCCUCCAAACCCAUCAUCAGAGCACAUCCCUCCACCACCAACCCCAACUCAGCAAGAUGCAAACCACAUAAUUGAUGCAAAUAGUUUAGACAUGGUAGUCUCUAUUUUAUGGAAGGGCGAAGAGGGGGGGACGGGAAAUAUGGGACAACAUAGCAUUUUUCUGAAAAAACUUGGGGAUGGUGUAGCAUACCCACCACCCCGGGUUUUAACUGGGGAAGAGGAGAACCCCCUUAAGUCAUUCCAAAAAUUUCCCCACAACCCAAAAACCAUCCCCCCCUUUCCCCAAGCUUCCAAGCUAAAACACUUAGUCAAGAUCUCCUCAUUUUUCCCAAAUCUUGGGGAAAAUGAUUUUAUUUCUAACAGAUUAUGCAGUCUCGAGUAUGAGCUGUGUUUGCACAACUGUAGUUCCUGCCAACUUACAACAUUUCUCAAUCUGUGCCCAGAAGGCUUCUCUGGCAGUAAUGGAGGUGCGAGUAACCAUGUGUACUCACCACAAGCCAGUACUCAGCUGUUAUAUGUAGGAGGAACUGUACGCAAGGUUUCCCUCUUACCCUGGGGAUGCAGUACAGUUCCUGUUCGUGUUUUGAUCACUAGUCCUGGCACAUACAGCUUAGGAGUCUUCUAUCUGACCGCCUUAAGGAAUACCGCUGUUGAAGUUAAAUCUGACCAACCAAUCCCACAAGCUUGUCAACUGCAUACUGCUGUUACAGUUAGACAGGUUCCUAAAGGAAACCAUCUCUCACACAGUACAUGAUAGCUCCAACUGGGGAUGGGGAAAAAAGGGGGUUAUAGGUUUUCUAUACUUCAUCUGUAUUAUUCUUGUAAUUAGCAAUGUAUAUUGUAUUACUGUUAUUUCCAAGAUUUGUUAGUGAGGGCAAUAGUGCCUGCUCUGUCCCAAAUGCUUUGUAACACAAGUUAAUAUACGAGACAGUCAUUCCUUGCCUCCCAGCCCUACACACACCUUUCUCAUGUGCCUGACCUUAAGUGGAAAGUUUGAGGUUUGUGAUUUUGUGACAAAUAAGUUGUUCCUCAAAGUUAUCCUACUGAGUCAGAUAGGGUUAUCGUAUAAUUGCUGCUGCAUUCAAUUUUCUUAGGAAUUAUUGGCAGAUAUUUAAAGGUACGGUGCCCUGGGAUGAAAGUCAGUUGUAUUUACCUAUUUGUACAGUUAUUUGUAAAUUUCUUAAAUAGGUAGCGGAUAUGUUUUACUAAUUACAACUAGAUUUAUCUUGUAAAAUUUUGUGUAGAAGAAUUGUUAAUUAUAUUAAUUAAAGAUAUUUUAUGUGAAAAUGAGGUUUUCAGACCACUUACAACAAUGUGCAAAACAAAUUUAAUAAUUAAUGGUGUGUAGCUCUGAAUUCUGGUGCUUUACAUUGGAAGUAAAUGGAAAACACUAAGAUUUAAUUAGGUCACAAUUUAAAGGCAAUAACAUGUUUUAGUAUCAUUACUCUAAAUAAAAAAAAAAUACCAUAAGUUUCUUAACUUAGGUGAGUAUUCACAAGGUUAUUAAUAUAGGACUAAAUGGACUGCAAGAUCUAAUCAUAGUUUGAUCAACUUUUAUAUCCAAGCCUUGCAUUAAAUGUGCAAACUUGUUGAUAUCAGGUGUAUCAACCUAAAGUAAUCAGUUGAGUCAGAUAUCAGUACAUGAAAUUUUGUGGUAGGUAAGACACAUAGGCAACAGUUAGGCAACUUUAUUCCGAAACGUUUCGCCUACACAGUAGGCUUCUUCAGUCGAAUACAGAAAGUAGGCAGGAACAGUAGAGAUGUGAAGAUGAUGUAAUCAGUCCAUCACCCUUGAAGUCGUAGAAUUUGAGGUUGUCAGUCCCUCGGCCUGGAGAAGUUCAGUUCCAUAGUCAGGAACUAUUUACUUUCUGUAUUCGACUGAAGAAGCCUACUGUGUAGGCGAAACGUUUCGGAAUAAAGUUGCCUAACUGUUGCCUAUGUGUCUUACCUACCAACCUGUCGGUAUUGUAUACCAUUUUGAUGUUCAUGAAAUUUUGUAUUCAUGUUGCUUCACUUGAAACAUUUACAUUUGAAAAGACCUUUUUCCUAUUUCCAAGAGCUCUUGUGAGACUUAAUCGUUCACAAGUACUGCACUUAUUGUUUUCCAACGGCCCUCCCUGAAACUGAAGUACUAGUACAGUAUUCUACAAAGCUAGAUCUGUGUAUCUUUAUUCAGUAACCACAAAAGUAAUAUGAAAAUGUAUUAUAUCAUUGGGUGUACUGUGUGAAACAUUUAUAAUUAAACAUUUAAGCAUAUGUGACAAAAAGAGGUAUAAAGAUAAA